AUCGACGACCCCUCUCCCUCCCACGGAUCUCUCUCACCCCUCUCGAUCCCUCUCAAAGCUCCCGCGUCCCACCGUGCACCCUCCCCCUUCUACUCCCAAACCCUGCAGCCCGGAUCAGAUUCCUCGAAUUAUGAUCUACCAGAUCAAAGCGGAGUGGGGGCGGGUGCGAGCUCGUUGGUGCUAGGCGGCCGCAUGGCGGGGUCGCUGCUAGGGGCCAUGCUCAUGGUGCUCUUCAACGUCAUCAGCGCCGACGAGGCCUACGCUACCGUAGACCAUGUCCCAGCCGCGUUGCCCAGACGGCUUCGUUCUUCCCGACGCGGCUGUCUGCCAUGCGCACUGCUGCCACCCGGUGAAGCCUGCCUCCAUCAAUGGAGACGCCAAGGCGCCUGACAGCGUCGAGAUCCACCAGCAGUGGGGAAACGUGAAUGGUAGGGUGAUGACCAAGGAGGAGGACGAGUAUUGCCGCUUCAAGUUCAACUCGGUGGAGGGUGAUGACUUGUACCUGGUUUUUUUGCCGUGGCCACUGCCCUGGCUCAGGGAGCUUAAUAAAGCUUGGACAGUGGUGAGGGAUCCGAUGGUGGUGAUGUUGUUGGGCUGGUUGUGGCCUCAUAUGUGGCAGCAACGGCCUCCCUCCUGUAACCUCUAUCGAUGGCCAUGGUGA
Triticum dicoccoides is the source of this 661-nucleotide messenger RNA. RefSeq lists its product as uncharacterized. The transcript is spliced from 3 exons. The record is from RefSeq and is a predicted model, not a curated record. NCBI's taxonomy places the organism in Eukaryota, Viridiplantae, Streptophyta, Magnoliopsida, Poales, Poaceae. The coding region runs from base 275 to 661 and encodes 128 amino acids.